Aedes aegypti (yellow fever mosquito) is the source of this 1711-nucleotide messenger RNA. RefSeq names its product elongation of very long chain fatty acids protein 4. The transcript has 5 exons. Gene Ontology annotation, biological process: sphingolipid biosynthetic process; very long-chain fatty acid biosynthetic process; fatty acid elongation, saturated fatty acid. Gene Ontology annotation, molecular function: fatty acid elongase activity. The record is from RefSeq and is a predicted model, not a curated record. Gene Ontology annotation, cellular component: endoplasmic reticulum membrane. NCBI's taxonomy places the organism in Eukaryota, Metazoa, Arthropoda, Insecta, Diptera, Culicidae. Bases 485 to 1384 code for a protein of 299 amino acids.
ACGUAUGUAGAAAAGCUGCCCUCAAAGUCCAUUGAGUGUCCUUUCGCAUAGACGCCACUCUAAUGCCGCGCCGUUUCGUUGUUCUACUUAUUGCGUUUACUUGCGCAAUACUACCGGGCGGUGCAAUCGAGUUAGAAUUUAGCCUACUGCGUUGGGGUUGCGCUUUCCAUGUUUUUAAGGUUCGCGCUGUCGACGCCAUAACGGUUAGCGAGAAAGUUGUAAUUUUAUUUCCUUUGUUGAAUAAAUGCAUAUUGUUAAAAGUGUAAUGACGGGUUGGUCACAGCUAUUGUUGUGUGAAGUUGGUUCCGUAUUGGUGCCGGUUGGUCACAAUGAUUCGACGUAAUUUUUCGCGUCUUUAAUGGCCACCUUAGUUUCGCACGGGACUGCAGGAAGUCUGGUCCAGUAGUGCACGUGUGUCGAGUCCGUACGGGUGCGUCGAUUCGCGGAUAACCGGUGUUUGUCGUUGAGUUGGAUAUUGGCCAGGAUGUUGGUGCUGCGGUACUUGGCGUCGUUCUACAACUAUGUUAACUAUGAAGUUAGCGAUGCGAGGGUGAAUGACUUGCCGUUGAUGGGAACACCUUGGCCUGGAUUCGCUAUCCUUGGUUUAUAUCUUUGGUUUGUGUUGAAACUGGGGCCGAAAUGGAUGGAGAGUCGGAAACCAAUGCAGAUCGAUAAUAUAAUUAAGAUUUACAAUCUGGUGCAAGUUCUGAUUUGUUCAUUUCUUUUUGUGGAGGGUUUACGGUUGUGUUAUUUGCGCGACUACAGCUUACUAUGUCAACCAGUUGAUUAUUCAACCGAAGGGGUACCCUUUGCGAUCACCAGGCGAGCUUACAUUUACUUCUUGGUAAAAGUUAUAGAUUUGCUAGAUACUGUAUUCUUCGUGUUACGGAAGAAACAGAAUCAGGUCAGUUUCUUGCACGUUUAUCACCACACCGGAAUGGUAAUGCUGAGUUGGAGUGGAGUCAAAUGGUUCCCAGGUGGCCAUAGUGUAUUCAUGGGAUUCAUCAACAGCUUCGUUCAUGUGGUGAUGUAUUACUACUAUUUCCUAACUUCGAUCAGCCCCAAGUACAAGGCUAACGUUUGGUGGAAGAAACACAUCACUCAAUUGCAAAUUAUUCAAUUUGGAGCAAUAUUCCUCCAGUGGUUCGUGCUGGUGUUUCAACCGAAUUGCAACUUCCCCAAGUGGCCGCUGUUUGUCAUUCUUCCGCAGAACCUCUUCAUGUUUGUACUGUUUCUCGAUUUCUACUACAAGGCGUACAUCAAGAAGAAGCCUUCGAAACCGACUGUCGAGCCAAAACCAAAGGUAGAAAACAUCGAUGACAACGAGUUCAACGGUCGACACCCAGCCCUCAAAAAGACGAUGGUUGAUAGUCACGCUGAUUAACACAAAAAAAAAGUAGAAAACAGAGCAAAACUGCUUCGGACAGAACGAAUGUCGUGUUGCUGUGUUUUGUGUAAGGAAGUAGUAGCCGCUCAGUCUGAUUAGCCUGUAGUUGUAUAAUGUAUGUAGAAAUAUCGUCGAACUACUAUAGCUUGUGGACUCGUUUGAAAAUCGAUCCGAAACUCACGACAGCCAAAGAAAACUCGAAGGAUUUGAAUAUGGCAAUGCGUUUAAAAUUCUUUAAUUUAUGUAAGGUAAAUAGACGCAAGAGUGACCGUAUAUGACCUAAUUUGAAAUUAAAGUUGCAAUUUGCACUGGUAUAAAAUAAAA